Anolis carolinensis (green anole) is the source of this 3371-nucleotide messenger RNA. It is a transcript of the gene ccdc142, whose product is annotated as coiled-coil domain containing 142. Lineage: Eukaryota; Metazoa; Chordata; Lepidosauria; Squamata; Anolidae. Bases 202 to 3075 code for a protein of 957 amino acids. The transcript is spliced from 11 exons. The record is from RefSeq and is a predicted model, not a curated record.
UCUGCUUUGCUGCCUGUCAAUCACCGGGCUCACGCAGGCGCCGCCGCGCCCUCUGCCGGCCACGCGAGGAACUUCUCCUCUAAUCAUGUGCCCGCGCGUCCUUGCCUCUGAUUGGCCGCCCCGUCCAGCCCGUUGCGAAGCCACGCCCGCUAGGUGGUGCAGGCCGAGGCGGUGGGCCUGAACGCCAUCUUCCUCCUCCUCAUGUCCCGCGUCUCCCAGGCCUCGGGGUCCAUCUUACCGCCUUUGGGGUCCCUGGUGGCCCCCAGGAAGGGGCCCGGCCUGGCUGACGGCAACGGGGAGCAAGGGGAGGCCGCAGACACAGGCUCCAGCUCGCUGAUGAACUUGGCCCGUCCCUUCCAGAAGGCGGAGGCCCUCCUGCGCCAGUGCGUGAACCCGGGCCUGUGGCGCCAGCUCCCCUUCCAGGCCGGGCCGGGCUCCUACGACAGCGAGGAGGAGGACUCUCCCGGGGGCUUGGCCCGCCUGGCCCAGGUGGAGGGCAGCUUCUCGGGCCUCCGCCGCUGCCUGCGCGUGCAGGAGAACCCCCGGAGCGAGACCUUCCGCGGCCUGGUCCGCCCCUCCAGCCCGGAGGCCGCCCGGGGCGCCUUCUCCCACCACCCGGCCCGGGCCAGCGUGGCCCGCCAGUGCGCCACCCUCCACGCCUUGCUGCAGCACCGGCACCACUUGCGCCUGGCCCGCCAGUACGGCCGCCGGCUCAAGGCCGCCUCGGACUUUGUGAGCCACCUGAGGGCCGCGCGGCGAUGCCUCCUGCUCCCGGCCGGCCGGCGGAACCCCUCCUGGCCCCGCCUGCUGCGCGGCCUCUGCGAGGAGAUGCGGGCCCACGCGGCGCACUGGGAAGGGCUGCGGCAGCAUAUCCGGCGCGACCCCUGGCUGCGGCCCCUGCUGCUCCAGCGCCCGGAGGCCGUGCAGCGCAUGAAGCGCGCCCUGUCCCUGCUGGCCUUGCACGCGGCCCGGCUGCUGGAGGGAUGCCUGGAGGCCUUUCUGCGUGCGGUCACCUACCCGGCCGCCCCCGGGCCCCUUUCGGACCUCUUCCAGGGCCUGGAGAUCUACAACCAGGUGCUGGGCGACCAGGCCUUGCAGCAGGCCUUCCUGGAGCUGGGGGAGACCAACCCCGGGGCGCGGAAGGUGCCAAGCGGCACCCAGGGCACCUUCCCAAUAGAGAGGGUGCUGGGCAUCCUGGCGUCCGAGCGGGGCCAGUGGGCGGGCCAGAAGCUGCUCCGGCUCCUUCUCCAGCAGCCGCCACUGGCAACGGGGCCGGCCUGGGAGGGCCACCCUGAGUAUUGGCUGGGGGAGGAGGAGGCUUGUCAGCGGGGCCCCAAGGUGGGAGAGGGUCCUUCAAGCCUCCCUGAGGAGCUGCAAGCACUCUGCCAGAGGGAGGAGGAGGCGCUGCUGCCAGUCCUGCGGGAGCUGGUGUCCUCCGCACAAAGCCUGCGCCACCACGUCCUCCAGCGGCCCAAGCAGGAGAAGCCCCUGCCCUUCCUGGAGGAGCCCCCCGAGGCCUCGGCCACCCUGCCUGGAUGGAAGUCCGUGCGCUGGCUGGACGCCUCCUUUGCCGAGGCGGCCGGAGGGCUCUACGCCGAACUCUGUCCCCUUCUCUGGAAGGUUGCUGCAUCCACCCUGGAGCACCGGCUGCAGCUCCAUUGGCCCGUGGCUCGGUGGCAGGAGGGGGCCGGGGCCGCCCUGGGCCAGCAGCUCAACUGGGCCCUUGCACAGGGCCAACUUCCCCGGGAGAGUGCUGAGGAGCUGAGCGCAUUGGCGCUUCACCUGCUUCUGCAAGAUGUUCGCCAGCACUGGGACCAAGCCUUCUGCCACGCUCUGGGCUCCAGCCUCACCGACAAAUGCAUGGCCAAGCCUGCCGUCCCAGGUGCCAACGCUGCUCAUAGCCAGACCGCGCAGCACUUGCAGAGCCUCUACCUGCCGCUGAACUUCACCCUCGGCUGCCUGGACGCCUCGUUUGCCAGGAGUGCCGCCGAGGGUCUCCUCCCCGCCGGCCUCCGCCUGGAGCUGCUCUCCCUCUCGACGGCCACCACUCAUGCCUCCUGCUUCUGGGUCAUGAGCAAGGCCUACCAGUACCUGGCCUCCUGGUCCCUCGGCCAGUUCCUCCUCGUGACGCAGGGGGACUUGCAGCUGCUCAAGGAGGAGGCAAAAGAGACGUCAGCGUUGGUCUGCCAGGCCUUUGCGGAGGGAAGGAGGACACAGCGGCCACUCCUUGCUGGCCAGGAACAAGAACUAGCCCAGCAAGUCCACUCCACAGCUGCCAGCAUUGAACAUUUCUCCCACAAUGUGCUGAGGCUCUUCUCCUUGGACUGCAAGCGCAUGUCGGCCGAGAUCUUCACCCAGACCAUGCCGCUGGGCAAACACUGGCGCCUCGCCCUCCGGACAGAGCUGCCCACCUCGCCCAGCGAGUACGCCUCGGCCGCCGCCCAGACGGUUCUGGGCCAAGUGCUGCAGGGGAUCCAGCUGCUGCCCCACGAGGCCCAGGGGCCGGCCCUCGGCCAGGUCACCACAGCCUUCCUGGAGGCCUGGAUGGACCAUAUCCUGGCCCAGAAGAUCAAGUUCAGUCUGCAGGGGGCCCUUCAGCUGAAGCAGGACUUUGACCUGGUGCGGGAGCUGCUGCAGUCGCAGGACUACAGUCUCUCCCCCGAGAUCCGGCAGCGGGUGCUCUCCCAGCGCGUCUUCCAGCAGACGGACAACGCCAUCGCCUGCCUCCUCCAGCAGCCCAGCAAGGCCCCCCUGCCCUCCCACACCUGGGCCGCCUUCCACAAGUGCUGCUCUUCAGAUGGGAUCCGCACUCAGGACGGGGGCCCAGGCAGCCUGAACAGCCUGCAGAGCCUGGAGGGUCUUCCUGCCGCCCGACCGGGGGCCGCCCUGGAGACCCCGGCGGAGGCGGUGGCCGGAGCGGCCGGGGACUUGCUGAGCCGCAUGCAAGGGCCCGGCUGCAGCCCCGAGACCUACCUCAGCUCCACGCAGCAGGAGUGGCUGGCGCUGCGCUUGCACGGAGGCCGGCGCUGGAGGGUGCCCGCCCUGCCCUGCAUGAACCGGACCUCCGAGCCCUGAGAGGCUGCACAUCCCUCCCUGCAUUUGAGUGCCUCUGUCCCACACGUGCCUUGAGCAACACUCCACGGAGCGGGGGGCUCUUCCCCCUUGGUCUCAUCUGGAGCCUACCUGUGCCAGCUCCCUGCCUGGGUCCGUCCAUCCUCUCCUGUCUCCUCAGAUAGAAGAGAUAUUCGGAGAGGAAGAGACCCCGGGACCAGUGCAGGGGUAGCCGGAGUGAGACAGUUUUGGGGGGCUCCUGGGUUGUUUGUUUUGUAGCAGCACUUGAGAAAAUAAAAGAUCUCUUGAUACUUUGGGCA